Myodes glareolus (Bank vole) is the source of this 2702-nucleotide messenger RNA. RefSeq names its product CD300e molecule (gene Cd300e). Gene Ontology annotation, cellular component: plasma membrane. The record is from RefSeq and is a predicted model, not a curated record. Gene Ontology annotation, molecular function: transmembrane signaling receptor activity. NCBI's taxonomy places the organism in Eukaryota, Metazoa, Chordata, Mammalia, Rodentia, Cricetidae.
AUUGGGAAGUAGUUCAGAGCGAGAAGGAAGUAGAUAAGAGAUAAACCCAGAGAAAUCUCGAACAAAGAGAUCUCGAACAAGCCAGAGCUCUGUCACACACACACCUCGAUUCCCGCGGCCACCUGUAUUUUCCUCAGCCAGCACCAAGUGAGGCAGGAGCAUGUGGCUGGGCCCAGGUCUGCUCCUUCUCUGCCUGCGAGGCUGCUUCUCUCUGACCGGCCCUGACUCUGUGUCUGGCUACGUGGGAGGCUCUCUCCAGGUGCAGUGUCAAUACGGAGAGUCGUACAAGGACCACGUGAAAUACUGGUGUCGAGGACCGCACGACACAGAAUGCGAAACUCUUGUGGAAAUCAAAGGAAACGGGGAGGAAAAAAGGAAUGGCCGAGUGUCCAUCAGAGACCAUGCUGAGAACUUCACCGUGACAGUGACCAUGGAGGACCUCAGCCUGGAUGAUGCUGGAUCUUACUGGUGCAAGAUUCAGACUUUCUUUAUCUGGGAUUCCUGGUCACGUGACCUAGCAGUCCUUGUAAAGGUACAUGUUUUACCAGCCCCAACUACCGUGGAGACCACACUCCCAGCUACAACUCCCAUCCUCCCACUAGCGAACGCUGGACACCUGAGGGUUAGCAUCAUUGAGGUGUUCCUCCUCCAAGUAUGGUCCCUGCUCAGCAGCAUCCACUUCCAGGUCCUGGUCUUUCUGAAGCUACCACUGUUUCUGAGCAUGCUCUGUGCUGUCUUCUGGGUGAACAGGCUUCAGAAGAUCCCUGGGGGGAAUUUAGAAUGAGCUACCCAAGAGCUAUGGAAACAUCCCAGGAAUGCCCUGGGAGGGACUCAGCCCUGAUUCUGCAUGGAGGCAGCAGUGUUUGCAUUCUGGACUUCACUAUUCCCUCAUCUCAAGGGAGGAUCUUGACUAUCUAUGAGUCUUAGAUAUCUGACUCCUGUAGAGUCCUCAGCAUUAAAGAGGGAACAAGGCUGGCAGUAAUGGCACACACUUUUAAUCCCAGUGCUGGAGAGGCGGAGGCAGGUGAGGCUCUGUGGAUUCGAGGCCAGCUUGGUCUACAUAGUGAGUUCCGGGACAGCCAGGGCUACAUAAUGAGACAGUCUCAAACAUCCCCCACCAAUCCCAAAAUGGGAACAAGACUUCUCUGGGCCCUAUGUUGGAGGCCCCCCCUUUCCCCCCUUUGCUAGAUUUCUUGGAUUGUGCUCUCACGUCAGCUUAUCCAAAGGAUAAGAAUUCUCUAGAAGGUUCUUGAAUACAAGCCUAGCCUCUUGAUCACUGUGACAUAAAAACAUCUCAGGUCAUUGUCUCCAAUGGCAACAGCCACCUCCUUCCUGCAGUGAAGAGGUUCCCUGAGGAACAUGUUUCUAUUAGACUUGGAUCCUGGGUCAUGAUCUCUCUUCUAGAACAAAUCCCAGAGGAUUUGGUUUCUAUCUGAGCAUCUUCACUGCCCACUCUUUCAAACACACAGCAUUUUUUUCCUUGUCUGAUCCUUUUAGCUCACCAUGAUCUUGAGGUCUCCUUAUGUCCCCAUGACCAGAGAGCGUGUGUCCGAGUUCGGCAUGUGCUUGGCUGGACUGAAAAUAGCUUGAAAGUGAAGCUCAAGUGUUUUUCUUUUCCAUAUCAUCAGUAGGGAAAGAGACAGUGAGUGCCCUGAUGCCACUCAAUAUUUCUGGGGGGUCUUCUGUGCAUAGUGUUAACUGAGGGUCCAUCUUUGUUCAUUUUAGAAAUUGGCUGAGUCCACCUUGGGGAGAAAGACAGAUAUCCAGAGACAGGUGUGGGGCCAGUGGUGAGGAGAUAUCACAUCGUCUGGGCAUCCACUGGACUUCCUCAGCUCAGAACGUGGCCGAUUUGUUGACUGCUUGCCAGUUUCUUCCUUAAUUCUCUUUGCAGGGGACCUCACAGGGUUAGCCACAGCAUCAGCAUCUCCAUCCUUGAUGCUCUUUGCAGGGGACCUCACAGGCUUAGCCACAGCAUCAGCAUCUCCAUCCUUGAUGCUCUUUGCAGGGGGCCUCACAGGCUUAGCCACAGCAUCACCAUCUCCAUUUACCCCAGACAUUCAGGUCAGACCUCUCUCUCCACCCUCAGGCUCAAGCCUGCCUUGAGUUAGUGGUAUUCAUUUCCAAAGGGAGGACACAUGUAUAGGAGCAUCAUAAGUGGAUGUAAAGACCCAGGGAGGUAACUCUCACAAUGAUAGUUCUCCAUGGAGCCUCCACACGCUGACAGAGCACACCAUAUAUGUAGUUUCUUAGGGUGAAGCAUGUCUGUCAGUCCAGCAUGGUGAAGCUUUUCUUCUAGAAGUUCAGAUGGAGUGUUUGGAUUCAGCAUCAACUCUUGCUUGUAUUUUUUUCUGAACAUUGGUUACACUUGAGCACACCAAGAUCCUGGAUGUAAUAGAAGAAAGAUUAGUGUGGGAAAGAGAGGGGAAAGUUUGAAUGAUGCAGAGGCUAGUGACUGCAUUAUCAGACAGAGGGUGUCAGCGAAGAGCUUAGAGGUGUGGGCUAGCAGAAUAUUGAGGGCUGGAGAGAAAGAAACAGGGAGAGAAUAGCUGGUGUGCCCAGAGAUAGGUGAAAUUACCAGGUGAGCAUUCAGGACCAAGAACAGAGCUCUGGAAGUGAGGUGAAGCAACUGAAGUAAGCGUUCAGGACCAAGGACAGAGACCACAGAGGCUCUUUGCGCCAACCAUGAAUGUUUCAGGAGGGAA